CAGGCGACCUUCUGUCCUACCUCGCUUCCAGGCCUGCCUGUGUCAACCCCAGGAUUGCGCUACCCGGAAACAGCUGCCGAGAAGAAGAUUCUGCAGUCUUCUUGCACCAGCGUGGAGUCCUGCGUGCACACCCACUAGGCUUGUUGGCGCAGGCAUCUUCCGGUGGACGCUCAACAACUUUGAGCGACCAGUUCAAUUCACGCCGGAGGACGGAACCGGGUGCGGCUUGCAACUAGACGACUCUACCUGCUAUGUCCUGCCCCUUCAUUGGUCGUAGUAAGAGUAUCCGCAUCAUACACAGUACGGCUGCUUACAGCCCAUCGCAUACCCUCACUCCUAGUCUAGCCAAGCGAAAGAAUAAAUGUCUCAUUCUUUUUCGUCGCGCAGAUGAUCGUCGCUGCCUAGCACGCUCGUUCUCCCCACACAACCGCGAAGCUUAUGCACAGUCACACCGCACUGCAACACCACAACUUCCGGCGCAAACUACCACUCCACUCAACCUGAAGCAUGGUCGUGACGCAACGAGGACGAAGUGUAUGCAGAUACUUAGGCGUCCUCCGCGUACGCCCAGCCCGAGUCCGACGCCUCAUCUCCGUAUUACUACGGCCCGCGCGAGCUUUGUCAACGUCGACGAUGUUCGGCGCUGUGGCUGUGUGCAGUCCAACAAGGCCUUAUUACUGUCCAAUCUGCGGCUCCCUUGGUGGUGUGAUGCUUCGUGGAGAUUGAGAGCUGUAUUUGCCUGUGGUGACAAUGCACUGCACAUCUCGUCUGCGACACGAUUCCUUUGUCGAGGCCUGCCCAUGCCCACGGCUUCUUUCCAGACCCGCUGCAAACGCCAAUCUGCAGCGCACAGAGUGGUGCAUGCUUAGAAGCACCUCCCUAUCCAUAACGCGCCAUGCUCAGCCACAGGACUGAAGUGACCCAGUUCUCGCCAGUCUUUCAUGCCACACGAUCAGCCUCACAUCGGCCUUCAUACCCUUCUCCAUGCUCUUCGCCCUGAUACAUCCAUCUGCAAAUCUUGAACUCUACACGUCAUUCAAAGCUCGUGGGCUCGGGAUCCAUCGCAUCUCCACGAAUACAAGCAAGCCAACCACACAUCCAAGCUGCGCCUUC
Paraphaeosphaeria sporulosa is the source of this 1113-nucleotide messenger RNA. RefSeq lists its product as uncharacterized. The record is from RefSeq and is a predicted model, not a curated record. NCBI's taxonomy places the organism in Eukaryota, Fungi, Ascomycota, Dothideomycetes, Pleosporales, Didymosphaeriaceae. The coding region runs from base 252 to 869 and encodes 205 amino acids. The transcript has 2 exons.